CCUUUCUCGGGUAGCGCCAGGGACCCAGCAGGGUACAGUUUCACUGAGGCUCGAUUAUAAUGUAAAAAAAUAAGAUCCCUUCUUUGUCCAUUGAUCUGAAUCGGCCUCAUUGAUUUCCUCAUUGUGAUCAGCCUAUGCUUUGGAUGGUGGAGUCUUCAUUGAAACGGAUCACAGCGGCAUACUCUCUCUGCCCUGCUGCCACACUUCUCUGAGGAGCUGAAACCUGCAGAAUAACACCGCUACAGUAUGAGACGAAUAACGGGAAAAGCCAAGGAUGAAACUUUGAUCGAGCUGCAGAGCACGACAGAUUCACAGACCGGAGAUGGUAUUGCAGUGUUGACCGCAUUCAGGAUAAACCUGCACUCAGAUGAAAACGGUGGCAAUGGUGUCAGUUCAUUAUCUGAAACAGCGACACUGCCGGGACAUACAGAGACCGACAAGCUACAACCAAACAAAGACACGGUGUUCUUCAGGGACGGAGUUCGGAGGAUAGACUUUGUGUUGUCUUACGUAGACGACAAAGAUGGAGAAAAGAAACAGGAGAGGAGGAGGGAGUUUGAGGCCAACCUUGAGAAAGCAGGACUGGAGCUGGAAACAGAGGACAAAUCAGACUCCAAAGAUCAAAAGACAUAUUUCUUGAAGAUCCAUGCUCCAUGGGAUGUUCUGGCCACUUAUGCUGAUGUCUUAAAGAUCAAAGUCCCUUUCAAGUUGAGCGAUAUCCCCCACGGUCAGGAUGUCCCGCUGGAUUGGCUCUCGCAUCCGUUCCGCCUGCCAGAGCACAUCAUGCGACCACAACCUGACUACUUUACACACCCCUUCGACAAGGGCAAGACUGACUUCUUUCUCAUCACUGACAAGGAUACUUUCUUCCCGCCUUCCACAAGAAACAGAAUCGUGUUCUACAUUCUGGCUCGCUGCCCGUACUACAAAGAGGGUCGGAAAGAAAAAGACAAGACGGGAAUCAAGCGACUGCUCAGCAAUGGGACGUAUACAGCAGCCUUUCCUCUACAUGAUUGUCGAUACUGGAAAAGGGCACGAAAUGCUGAGUGUGAGAGUGAGCGCUACAACUUGUACAAACACUGGGCCAGGUUUCUCUGCUUCUACAAAGAGCAGCCUCUUAACCUCAUCAGGAAGUACUACGGGGAGAAGAUUGGGAUCUACUUUGCCUGGCUGGGCUUCUACACAGAGAUGCUGUUCUUUGCAGCCGUCAUGGGCGUUAUAUGUUUCACCUAUGGGGUGCUCAGUUAUGACGACAAUGUGUCAAGCAAAGAGAUAUGUAACGCCACUAUUGGAGGCAGUAUUGUGAUGUGUCCACUCUGUGAUAGGAAGUGCCCUUUCUGGAAGCUCAACUCUACGUGUCUCUCAUCCUGGCAAUCCCAUCUGUUUGAUAAUGAGGGGACGGUGUUCUUUGCCAUAUUUAUGGGGAUUUGGGUGACUCUGUUUUUGGAGUUCUGGAAACGGCGCCAAGCCCGGCUGGAGUACGAGUGGGACUUGGUUGACUUUGAAGAGGAACAGCAGCAGCUUCAAAUCCGGCCUGAGUUUGAGAUCCGAUGCACUAACAGGAGACUCAACAAGAUCACUCAGGAAAUGGAGCCAUAUCUCCCCGUCACCAGCAAGUGUGCUCGCUUCUGCCUCUCGAGUGCCACUGUAAUAUUCUGGAUUUCUCUGAUAGUGGCCUGUAUCAUCGGGGUCAUAGCGUACAGGCUGGCUGUGUACGCUGCCUUUGCGAGUAUCAUUAAAGACCCUAUGAGGAAGAUCCAAGUGGUGGGCAGGUUCAUCACUCCACAGCUAGCGACUUCUGUCACUGCCUCCUGCAUCAACUUUGUCAUCAUCAUGAUCCUCAACUUCUUCUAUGAGAGGGUGGCUGUUGGGAUCACUGAUUUGGAAAUCCCAAAGACUCACCUGGAGUACGAGAACAGGUUGACCAUGAAGAUGUUCCUCUUUCAGUUUGUCAACUACUACUCGUCAUGCUUCUAUGUGGCCUUUUUCAAAGGCAAAUUUGUGGGUUUUCCUGGCGAGUACUCGUACAUGUUCGGCAACUCGACCACACUGAGGAAUGAGGAGUGUGACCCUGGAGGCUGUCUGAUUGAGCUGACCACACAGCUGGUGAUUGUUAUGGCAGGAAAACAACUCUGGGGGAACAUUCAGGAAGCUCUGCUGCCGUUGAUGCGUAACUGGUGGAACAGCAGAAAAGGACGGCACAAUCCUGAGAACCAUUACAGCCGCUGGGAGCAGGACCACAUCCUGCUGAACUUCAGCCAGCUGGGAUUGUUUUAUGAGUACCUGGAGAUGGUGGUCCAGUUUGGUUUCAUCACUUUGUUUGUGGCCUCUUUCCCCUUGGCUCCGCUCCUGGCUCUGUGCAAUAACAUCUUGGAGAUUAGGGUGGAUGCCUGGAAGUUCACCACCCAGUUCAGGCGGCCGGUGGCAUCCAAAGCCCGAAAUAUCGGAGCGUGGCAGGAAAUCCUAAAUGCAGUGGCCAUUUUGUCUGUUGUUACCAACGCUUUCAUAAUGGCGUUCACCUCAGACAUGAUCCCCCGGAUGGUCUUCCUGUAUGCCUACGGUGAAGAUUCCAGCAUGAGAGGCUACGUUAACAACAGCCUGUCAGUAUACAAGAUCUCUCAGAUACCUAAGCACAACAUGCCAGAGGAAGGAGACAGCUGGUUUGAUAACUCGACCGCCACCUGCAGAUACCGUGACUACCGUUACCCUCCAGGCCAUGAGAAGGAGUACACUCACACCAUGCAGUUCUGGCACAUCCUGGCAGCCAAAAUGGCCUUCAUUAUCAUCAUGGAACAUGUAGUGUUUGUGGUGAAGUUCUUCGUGGCGUGGAUGAUCCCGGACGUCCCAUCAGAUGUGAAGGCUCGGAUUAAACGAGAACGCUACCUGAUUCAGGAGUACCUUCAUAACUACGAGGUGGAGAGGCUAAAACUCCAGCUGAGUGCCAGUUUCAUCACAGAGCCGCAGUCGGAAAUGUCCUCGAUGACAGACAGGCAUGAAGUGCUGUCUGAGUGCCUGUAGCCUCCUGUGUUAUACCUCCCAGCUAACCUAACCAAGAAGGGACGUGUCGGGGAGUUUUCUUCUCACUCAGAACAUCCAUAUACAAGGGCUUCUGUCUUUGGGAGGAACAAACGCCAUCAUCUUUUCUUGCUGAAUGGACUCCUAUAUUAGGAUCUGUAUAGAGACACUCAAAUGCAACAUUUCACUUUGCUUAAAGGAGCUCUAUAUGACAUUCAGAGCAUUAAUAUAGCAACAGGUAUUUGCUUUGUAAAGAUACAGUGGAAUAUAUAUGUUGAGAGAGUCUAGACGGUGGUGGUGCUGAGAUGAAGAGGGUGCUGAAGAGCUGGAUGUGAUGGGGAGUGGACUUUUGAUGAGCUCACUGGAUAUGAUGAGUGGAGGUGGAUGUGGUGAAGGAGGGCACGACGAUUUGCUAUGUAAAGACACAGUGGAGUAAUGGCGUCCUGAGCAUAGAGUGAAGUCACACUCCCUCUGUGUGUGUUGUAACUUGAGCUUCUCUGUUCUUUGUUGUGGUAGCUGGGCCAGCCACAUGUGCACGUCGUUAGUCCCUGUGUGUGUAUCCCACUGGUUAGCUAAUGGCUGCCAUUCUGAAAUGCGCUUAUACGGUGGUUACUGUAGAAUGGCGUCGUCACAGAAGCAUUUCUUAACAUUAACACAGUAAGUUCUGUCAGCACUGUUGCAGUUGCUAGCACUCUUAGCACUGUUAGCACCUUUAGCUGCUAGCCGCCGGCUCAACCACCUCCAUGUUGAGAACCGUGUGCAGACAAUCCAGGCUCAGACUCAAUCAGAAGAGACUAAUUCUGAGUAAAACAUGUGCACAAAAACAUGAGAAAUGCAAAUAGCCUUUGGCGAUUCGACACCAUCUUGAUGUCAUAUAUCUGCUUUGGGAGGGUGUUGAAGCUGUAAUAGCACUGGGAAUCCCACCUAUAGAGUCUAGACGCUGGUGGUGGUGAGACAAAGAGGGUGUUCAAGAUCUGGAUGUGAUGAGGAGUGGACUUCUGAUGAGCUCUACUUGUGCACUGGAUAUGAUGAUUGCAGGUGGAUGUGAUGAAGGAGGGCGUGAUGAUUCUGGCUAAAACGACAGCUGACAGCAGCAGAGAUGAGAACAGAUUUGAAGUUCAUCAGCAGCAACAUGAUCAGCUGAUUAUGUCAAAAUUUGAUUGGUUUAACUGGAAAGGCGAACGCCCAUAAUCAGCUGAUUGGAAGAAGCAAAGGAAUAAGACAGUCUUAGUGACUGAAGUUAGAUUGAGCUUCAUAUGUGCUCUGAAUGUCGCAUACAGCACUUUUAAAAUCAGCAUCUUGAGUGGAUGAAAGGUUCCUGUGCCAUAGUUGGAAAAGAUUGUAACUGCAGCUCAUAUCAUUCCCCAUGUAAUGUCUUCAACGUCUCCAUCUGUCAUGACUGAAAAUAAUCUCUGUACAUGCUUUUAGUUCAAGAUUGUGAAGUUGAAUAUGUGACAUUAGGUGUAAUUAUGAUGAUAUUAUUAAUCAGAUUUUCUGCAUGUGAUUCUUCUGAUGGGAACAUGAAGGACUCAGCUGUUAAGGGAUAUAUCGUAUACAUCACAUAUCCUCUAUCUGUCAUUUAACUAUGAAUGUAGACUUAAUGGUAGCUACAUAAUGCUGAGUGUCACUGAUCUGUAGCUGGGCUAUGAGAUUGUCAGCUGUGUUAUGUGAGUGUGUCGUGUUUAGGGAAAGGCUCUUUAAAAAACUGUGCAUUCGAAAAACCAAGUACCUCCAUCAUACUGCGGUCGUACUGUAACAAUCACAAGUGUGUGUAUCAUUCCACCCUGAGCUGGUAAUGUGGUGAGACAGCAGCUGCAGGCUCAUGUCUCGUCUUCCAAGUGUAUUUCCAACUUGCUGCGGGACCAAUUAUGGGAUUUCAAGAGGAAAGACUACACGAGGAAAAUCUCCUGACAGAUUUUCUGUUUUAACACAAUCAGUUUAGGGCGUUCACGUGUCGACUGUACUCCUUCUUGUGUCGCACGGGGUAAUAAAUGGGCUAUAUUUGUGUUUUCAGAUUUCACAUUAUCAGUGUCUCGGCAUAAACAAGUGUAACCUUCAUUUCAGAGAUAAACAGAGAGAAGAACUGCUUGUACCCUGGUGACGUGAGAGAGGAUUUCAGUGAAGAGAAAUGACUUUUAUUAACCGCUUCAUAGCUGGUUACAAAGUGUUGCUGUAGAUAUAAAGAAUAUAUCAUCUAUUUGAAAGGGUUGUAUUGCAAAUAAUUUAUUGAGCUGCUUCUGCUCUGUAGCCUGAAGCUUUUGUAUUUAGAGUGACUUCAUAAUCCGCUUUUAGAGAUCUGUCUUACUACUCGCAACACCUGAUUUCUUUUUAUGUACUUUUCAUCACCUCAUGAUCAAGCCAUGUUAGUUCAGACAGCUCUUCAAGUACAUUUUAGUCCAAUAAUGACUUUAUCAAGGGACCAGACAAGUAAAAACUCCUGAGAUAAUAUUUGUUACAGUAGAUAAGUCAUUUAUAAAAUACAGUACAGAUUUUAUAUCUUAAGCUUAACAUGCUUUAAGGGUUUUUCUGUGUUUGUAUUGACACCUCUUUGUAAUUAAAUGAUGCAGUUGUGAUUCUGGCUGUCAGCAAAUUAUCUGACAGUCAAAAAUGAACCAUCUCAGGAUUAAGCGUGCUGACGUAUGUUGAGCUUCACGUGUUGAUACAGUAUGCAGAUGUGUGCAGAGCGUGACCCUGCGACGCGCAUGAUGUACUUCCCGACUAACAAAUGCCUUAAACCUCUGUGUUUACUUGUUUUUGUAUGGUUUUGUAAUGACCGAAUUUCCUAUCUGAAUUCCAAGUCUGUUUCGUAUCAUUUGUUGCUGCUGCUACUGCUAGUCAUCGCAAAGUAGCUGGUUUGUGCAUGAAUUGUUGUAAAUAUGUUGUCAGCUAUGUUCUAAGUUUACUGUAGCCUAUUGUACAGAAAUGCUGAGCUGUUCAUGUUCACAAUAAACAAAGAAAUAACCAGUUAUAA
Messenger RNA from Epinephelus lanceolatus (giant grouper), 5986 nucleotides. RefSeq names its product anoctamin 5b (gene ano5b). The record is from RefSeq and is a predicted model, not a curated record. NCBI's taxonomy places the organism in Eukaryota, Metazoa, Chordata, Actinopteri, Perciformes, Serranidae. Gene Ontology annotation, cellular component: plasma membrane. Gene Ontology annotation, molecular function: protein dimerization activity; chloride channel activity. Gene Ontology annotation, biological process: chloride transmembrane transport.